AUGGAGAGUAAAAGAGGUCAAUCAGGACGGUUGAGCAUAUGCAAGUCUUCUCACGUAAUAUCGAAAUCCAACUCUCUUGUACAGCAGAUCAAUCCAGUUAUACGAAUUGUUCAUAUUUGUCCACCAACAAUUGUGAAUACUGAUCCAGCCAACUUCCGCGCCAUUGUCCAAGAGCUCACUGGAAUGCAUUCUAGUUGCUCCUCCAAAAAAUGCGCUCAAAAGAAACUCAACACUGCGUUUAGUCCUACGAUCCCUAAUUUCUCGAAGAAAAUGCUGAGAGCUGAUAAUCAUUCUGAUGACGAGGAGAAGAAUUUGUUGUCAAGAGGAUUAUCUUGCAGCGAGGAGCAAUCGAAGUCUCCUCUACCAGAAGUCAAGAUGGAGAAUGACCGAACGAAUUCAUCAGAUAGUUUUUGUGGAUUUGGAGAGAUGGAUAUAUUCACUUCUCUUCUGGGUUCCAUCACAAUGCUACCUGAAUUCCCUACAAUUACUCCUGCAACCGAUCAGACUGAUCACCUCAUGGGAAGUUUUAUGCCCUCAUAG
Cryptomeria japonica (Japanese cedar) is the source of this 540-nucleotide messenger RNA. Its product is annotated as VQ motif-containing protein 17-like. The coding region runs from base 1 to 540 and encodes 179 amino acids. The record is from RefSeq and is a predicted model, not a curated record. The transcript has a single exon. NCBI's taxonomy places the organism in Eukaryota, Viridiplantae, Streptophyta, Pinopsida, Cupressales, Cupressaceae. Gene Ontology annotation, cellular component: nucleus.